This is a messenger RNA of Triticum turgidum subsp. durum (durum wheat), 921 nucleotides long. NCBI's taxonomy places the organism in Eukaryota, Viridiplantae, Streptophyta, Magnoliopsida, Poales, Poaceae. The record is from the annotation of a GenBank genome assembly.
AUGGCCGGCCGCCUCCUCGCCGCCCCUCUCCUCCUCCUUGUGCUCCUCCAGCUCCCCGUGCCGUCCCAGGUGCACGCGUACCCGCUCGCGGCGGCACACUCUGGUCGGUGCCGAAGGCCGGAGGAGAGGCCGCCGCCGUUCCUCCAGGGGCUCCGGCGAACCUGCCGCACCGCGACGGAGGGGCACCCGGCCGAGGAGGUUAAUGGGGAGGAACUUAUCAGAGAGUUGGGUGGAAAGGAGUACACUGCUGUCCUCUUCUAUGCAUCAUGGUGCCCUUUCUCUCAUAGAAUGAGACCAAUCUUCGACGAUCUUAGCUCAAUGUAUCCACAUAUUAAGCACUUGGCUGUAGAACAGUCCAACGUGAUGCCAACAGUUUUAUCAAGAUAUGGUGUCCGCAGCCUUCCUUCUAUACUAAUAGCACAUGAGUCAUAUGCAUUUUGGCCUCUUGUUGCCAAAGAUCUCAACUCACUGGUCAACUUCUACUCUGCUGUUACUGAGACUCUGUUCGAUGCAGGACAAGAACCAGUUGCAUAUCUUGGUCCACGGAAGGGGAACACAACCGAAAGAAGCACACAGUAUGCGAAGCUUUGGAGUGGUUCAGUCAGCGAAUCAGUGAAGAGCGAGCCCUACCUAGCAUUCAGCAUCCUCUUUAUUUGCCUGAGGAUAUUCUUGUUCUUCUUCCCAAAGUUCUUCGCCUGCAUCAAAGGCUUGUGGGCCCAAUACUUCCGGCAUGCCAACUUUGGAGUCCUUGCCAAAUUGACCCAGCUGCUCGAAUGUGUGCCCCAUGCCGUGGAUGUAAGGAAGAUGUGGAGCAAAUGGAGGCUCAUGGUUGGAGCCAUAAACAUGAGAGUCUGGGCAUCAUCUCUAGCUUCCGUGUCUCUUGGUGGGCAAUCUUCCCCCCGAGCUGCUACAUUGGAUUGA